Molecule: messenger RNA, 657 nt
Organism: Brienomyrus brachyistius
Lineage: Eukaryota; Metazoa; Chordata; Actinopteri; Osteoglossiformes; Mormyridae
Gene: tstd1
Product: thiosulfate sulfurtransferase like domain containing 1
Exons: 4
Coding region: 144-494 (116 amino acids)
Cellular component (GO): mitochondrion
Molecular function (GO): thiosulfate-cyanide sulfurtransferase activity
Source: RefSeq, a predicted model, not a curated record
CUUUAAAACAGGAAGCGUGUCGAAUUGAAACUUGGUAGCUGGUAGCCUACAGCAUAAUAGUCAUCCUGAUGCAGACAUAUUCUUAUGCUUAUUCGAGCUUCAAGUGCAGUCUUUAACUGAAGAUACCGCAUUCACAACCUCCAAUGGAUAAAAAAGAGAUCUCACACAGUGAGCUCAAAGCCCUCAUAGGGAAGAGUCCAGAUUUAUUGUUGAUUGACGUCCGCACCAAAGAGGAGGUGGAUAAAGGAAAAAUUCCAGGAUCUAUCCACAUGCCAGUGGACUCUUUAGAACGUGAUCUAGCCCUGGACCCAGCAGCCUUCCAGAACAAAUUUGGGGUUCAGAAACCAUCCCUAGAUGCCCCACAGCUGGUUUUUCACUGUCAGUUGGGCCGCCGUGGGGCCAUGGCUGUGGAGAAGGCACAUGCCCUUGGGUUCACAAAGGCUCGUAACUACGCAGGAGGGUACAAAGAAUGGUCUGAGAGAGAGAGAAAGUGAUUGAAUCAGAACGCGGAAGCACUGCUGCCUUUUCACGGAAAGCAGCCCGACAGUUUGCAUCGUUAAGUCUCUGCUUUUUGUAGAAGAAUGGCAAUUUCAGUUUUAUUUGUACUGUGAAGAUGUACUGCUAUGGUAGAUGUUUACAAUAAAACAUUCUCAGGGU